Gossypium arboreum is the source of this 1261-nucleotide messenger RNA. Its product is annotated as protein-L-isoaspartate O-methyltransferase 1-like. The coding region runs from base 140 to 1036 and encodes 298 amino acids. The transcript has 5 exons. Gene Ontology annotation, molecular function: protein-L-isoaspartate (D-aspartate) O-methyltransferase activity. Gene Ontology annotation, biological process: protein modification process. The record is from RefSeq and is a predicted model, not a curated record. Lineage: Eukaryota; Viridiplantae; Streptophyta; Magnoliopsida; Malvales; Malvaceae. Gene Ontology annotation, cellular component: cytoplasm.
AAUGGAAACUGACCCUAGUACCUUCUUUCUUCAUCCACGCUCUGCUGCUUCUUCAUUUUAUUCGAUUCUUCCUUUAUUAAUCAAUCUUUUAGCUCCCUAACUUCAAUUUUCUUCUUAGGAUAACCCCUUGUUUUUCAGGAUGGAGGGUCCGGUAUGUCAAGUAGCCUGGGGAUGCUAUGUUCUAUUGGCUAUUUCCAUUGGGGCCCAUUGUGCCAUGUCUAGUGAUAAUUUAGCAUGUCCAUCGACUUCGGACCUGCGAACUCAGCCCGUGGCUGCCCUUGAUAAGGAGGGCAUUGGACCUGCGAUGACGUCUAUACCAAUGAUUGCUUGUUCAACUUCUCUGUCUGAGCACCACUCGGGUGGAAGUGGGACCAACAAGAACAAACAAAUGGUGGAGCAGUUGCAGCGAUAUGGAGUGAUUUCAUCAAAGAAGGUUGUUGAAGUAAUGGAGACUAUUGAUAGAGCAUUAUUUGUACCUGAUGGGACCCCAGCUUAUGUCGAUAGUCCAAUGGCAAUAGGUUACAAUGCCACCAUUUCUGCACCUCAUAUGCAUGCUACCUGCCUUCAGUUAUUGGAGGAAAAUUUGCAGCCCGGCAUGCAUGCGUUAGACGUUGGUUCAGGAACGGGGUACUUGACUGCUUGUUUUGCAACAAUGGUUGGACCACAGGGUCGUGCUAUUGGUGUGGAACAUAUUCCUGAAUUGGUUGCUUCUUCUAUAAAAAAUAUUGAAAAAAGUGCUGCGGCUUCGCUAUUGAAAGGAGGUUCUCUUUCAGUGCAUGCUGGCGAUGGCCGAGAAGGUUGGCCGGAACAUGCACCCUAUGAUGCUAUACAUGUUGGAGCAGCAGCACCAGAAAUACCUCAGCCCCUUAUUGAUCAAUUGAAGCCCGGCGGUAGAAUGGUGAUCCCUGUAGGAAAAAUAUUCCAAGAUUUGCAAGUGGUGGACAAGAAUUUGGAUGGUUCGGUUAGCAUUAGAAGCGAGACUGCUGUUCGAUACGUACCUUUGACCAGUCGCGAUGCACAGUUGAAGGGUUAUUGAGCUCAGGUAAGUACCUUAUUUUCAGGUGGUUCCUGUUAUUGAAUCCAGUAUUGUACGGAAUAUCGGAGUUUUUUUUUUUUUCGGACUUGCACCGUUGUAUAAAUGGCAUGCUUUUCAUAUGUUUGAACUUGGAACAUAAUGAAAAUGCUUCCUGGAAGCAAUCCAUGGCACAGUGAAAGAUGAUUAUAUGAAUCUGUUUUGGUUUUUCUUUCUGUUUUCCAACAA